Messenger RNA from Dovyalis caffra, 1878 nucleotides. The record is from the annotation of a GenBank genome assembly. NCBI's taxonomy places the organism in Eukaryota, Viridiplantae, Streptophyta, Magnoliopsida, Malpighiales, Salicaceae.
AUGGCUCGUUCUUCUUCUACAUCAACCACCAAACUUCGAAGCAAACAUCACGUCUUCCUUAGUUUUAGGGGAGAAGACACUCGUGUUGGUUUUACCAGUCACCUCCAUGCUGCUCUGGAAAGGAAAAAUAUCCUAACUUUCAUAGAUGACGACCUAAAGCGAGGGGAAGAAAUUUCCGACUCACUUGUAAAAGCAAUUGAAGAUUCCAUGCUUUCUGUUAUUAUUUUUUCCCCACAAUAUGCAUCUUCCAAAUGGUGCUUAGAUGAGCUUGUGAAGAUUCUUGAAUGCAGAAAAAUUAGAGGGCAGAUAGCUAUUCCAGUAUUCUAUCAGGUUGAUCCAUCUGAUGUAAGAAAGCGAAGUGGAUGCUUCGGAGAUGCAUUUGCAGAACUUGUGAAGAGGAAGGCUUUGGAGAUCGAGGAAGAGCGGUGCUUCAGAGCUGCUUUGAACGAAGCUGCCAAUAUAUCUGGUCAUGACUCGCGGAAGAUUGAAUCCGAGUCUAAAUUUAUCGAGGAAAUUGUUAGAGAUGUCUUCAAUAGAUUGUGCAAAAUGUUUCCCAUUCACCCAACGAAUCUUGUGGGAAUUGAUGAGCGCAUAAGAAAAAUUGAAUCUCUUUUGGAGAUGGAGUCACAAGACGGAACGAAAGCAAUUAAAGGCAUAUGCCUUGACAUGUCUACAUCAAGGGAAAUGCAAUUGAAAUCUGAUGCCUUUGCAUGGAUGCGCUGUCUUGAAUUUCUCAUAAUCAAGGGAAAUAAAGCUAAAGUGCAGCUUCCUCACUGUGGCCUCGAAUAUCUUUCCAAUAUGCUUAGAUAUUUCCGCUGGGAUGGAUACCCUUCGAGAUCUUUGCCACAAAAGUUUUGUGCUGAAAACCUUGUUGAAUUGGACUUUUCUUGGAGCAAGGUUGAAGAACUUUGGAGUGGACAGCAGAAUUUCGAGAAUUUAAGAAGAAUCAACCUCAGUUACUCUCCAUGCUUGACUAAAGUUCCAGGUCUAUCAAAGGCUGAACAAUUACAGUAUGUAGAUCUUCAGUUCUGCGGUAGUUUAACGGAGGUUCCAUCAUCCUUUGAAUAUUUUGAGCACCUGGAAUCCCUAAUUCGCCAUGGUUGUUAUAAUCUUCAGUGUUUUCCAAGGAGGCUUGAUUCAAAUAAUAUCAAAAGUCUUUCAUUAACCAAUUGCUCAAAUAUCAAGAAGAGUCCAGAGAUUUCAGCAAAUAUAAACUCAUUAUAUUUGGAUGGGACUUCUAUCGAAGAGGUGCCUUCAUCAAUCGAGUUUUUAGCAAAUCUCCAACGACUAAAUAUGAAUAACUGCAAGAAGCUCUCUAGACUCCCAAGCAGCAUCUGUAAAUUGAAAUCUCUUGAAUAUCUGUAUAUAUCAGGUUGCUCAAAACUUGAAAGUUUCCCAGAAAUUAUGGAGCCUAUGGAAUCUUUGAAAGGACUUAGUUUGAAAGAAACAGCUAUUAGAGAGCUACCCUCAUCAAUUAGGCAUCUGAAAUCUUUGCUUUUUCUGUAUUUAGAUGGCACACUCAUUAAAGAGCUAUCAGAGCUUCCACCAUCCUUGCAAUAUCUAACAGCUAAUAACUGUGAAUCACUAGAAAUCAUUUCAAGCAGCACUUUAGGCAAUUCAGCUGGGAGUCAAUUAAGUUUUGCAAAUUGCUUCAAAAUUGAUCAGAAGGCACUGAUGGCAGACAUGCAAUCGAAAAUAGAGUUUGGAAAGGCGCUAAACCAUUUUGAAAUGGUUUUACCCGGAAGUAAAAUUCCAGAAUUGUUCAGUGAUCAAAGGCCUUUUGGUAUUAAAAGGGAGUACACGGUGAAAAGGUGUGGGGUCCGUCUUGUAUUUGAUGAAAAUCCAGAUUCACCUGGCAUUUCUGUUGAAGAUGAGUGA